AUGUCUUACAACAACGAUUACAGCAGCAACAAUGAUGAGUACAGCAGUACUGGUCGCCAAGGAGGUUUCAAUGACAGAACUACUGGCUCAGGAGGCUACGGCCAGGACUCGAGUUAUGGAAACGACAACCUGAGCAGCGGAGCAAACCCCGGCAGCGGACUUGGCCGCGACCAAUUCAACGACUCUUCAAACCCCGUUCGCGGCGGUGCUCUGGGUAGCGACGAUAUUGCCGACCGUAGCGGCAACUCUGGCUCUGCUGGGCUUGGAAGAGAUGAGUACUCUUCAUCUGGUCGCGAUACCUAUGGCUCCAACACUGGCAGAGAUACCUUCUCGUCAUCUGGAGAUAACUACAACUCUGGCAACACUGGCUACGGAUCGAGUGGAAAUGAUAACUUUGGAUCGAGCGGACUUGGCGAUUCAAGAGGCAUCCAUCAUCAGACUUCUGCCAGUGGAAGUUUUGGCGAGGAUGAGUUGAAGCCUUCUCACGGUAUUGAGAGAGAUACACACCACACCACUGGUGGAAACUACCCUUCACUCGACGACAACCUUGGCUCAGGCGCAACCAGCGGCGCUGGUUUCGGCAACAAGUCAUCCUCUGACCGCGACGCUUUCGACGACUCGAGCAACACACGCUUCGGCUCCGGCAACGAUACCGGCGCCUACUCAGGAAGCACCGAUUUCGGAUCCGGAGCCACUGGCGGUGCAGGUUACGGCAACAAGUCCAGCUCUGGUCGUGACGAGUUUGGCGAUUCUAGCGAUACUCGUUUUGGCUCGUCAAGUGAUACUGGCGCCUACUCGGGCAGCAACGAGUAUGGUAGCGGUACCACUGGUGGUGCUGGAUAUGGUAACAAGUCUUCGGAUUACGGCGCCAAUGAUGAGAGCUCUGGCAAGCACGGUGAUUCGACCGCUGGAAAACUGAUGAGCAAGCUCGGUGGUAUGAUGAAGAACGAGAAGAUGGUCGAGAAGGGUGAGGCCAAGCGUGAGGCAGCUGGUGCCUACAACGACCGCUCCGACUACUAG
This is a messenger RNA of Aureobasidium musti, 1020 nucleotides long. NCBI's taxonomy places the organism in Eukaryota, Fungi, Ascomycota, Dothideomycetes, Dothideales, Saccotheciaceae. The record is from the annotation of a GenBank genome assembly.